This is a messenger RNA of Chiroxiphia lanceolata (lance-tailed manakin), 2151 nucleotides long. RefSeq names its product NOP2/Sun RNA methyltransferase 3 (gene NSUN3). Gene Ontology annotation, molecular function: methyltransferase activity. Gene Ontology annotation, cellular component: mitochondrial large ribosomal subunit. Lineage: Eukaryota; Metazoa; Chordata; Aves; Passeriformes; Pipridae. Gene Ontology annotation, biological process: rRNA methylation. The transcript is spliced from 6 exons. Bases 24 to 1091 code for a protein of 355 amino acids. The record is from RefSeq and is a predicted model, not a curated record.
CGGCGGCCGCGCCGGGUGCGGCCAUGCGGCUGCGGGUGCUGCUGCCGCGGGGGGCGGCCGGGAGGACACCGGGGCAGGGGAGCAGAGGGACGGGACAGCUGGAAAGUAAAACAAAAGGGAAACUUCAAAAGCAGAUUUGUCGAGUUAUUCUGGAUCACUUUGACAAGCAGUACACGGAAGAACUGGGAAAUGCAUGGAGCAGUGUCAGAGAUGUCCUCACAUCCCCAUUGUGCUGGCAGCACUCCAUUCUGCUGAACAGGUUCAGCCCAUGCACUGAGCUGGAGAACAGCUUGUGUGUGCAGGGAUAUCACCCUGCCUUCCAAGGAGGUUUGCCCUAUCUUCCAGCAGCAUUUAAGUGCUACAUCAGGAGAACUCCUGGGAGAUUCCCUGCUCAGAAACACCAGGCUGGUAAACUGAAGGAGUAUUACCUGCUGAAUGCGGCUUCGCUGCUGCCGGUGCUGGCCUUGGAAGUGAAGGAUGGGGAAAAUGUUUUGGAUCUCUGUGCUGCACCUGGGGGUAAAUCAGUGGCUAUCCUGCAGUGUGCCUGUCCAGGUCAGUUUCACUGCAAUGAAUAUGAUGAUUUGAGGGCAAGAUGGUUGGAAGAGACCAUAGAAUCCUUCAUCCCACAACCUUUGAUUAACUCGAUAAUGGUCUCCAAACUGGAUGGCAGACACAUUGGAGAUCUUAAACCUGAAUUAUAUGACAAGGUACUGGUUGAUACUCCUUGUUCAAAUGACAGAAGUUGGCUUUUCUCUUCUGAUAUUCAUCAAGCUACACUCAGAGUGAUCCAAAGGAAGGAAUUAUCAUGUUUACAAUUCCAGCUUCUGAGGUCUGCUAUUAAAGCACUGCGUCCUGGUGGAUCCUUGGUGUAUUCUACGUGCACUCUCUCAAAGGCAGAAAACAGUGAUGUGAUAAACCUCAUCCUAAACUCCUGCAGCAAUGUUAUGCCUGUGGAUAUAAGUGAAAUGGGCAGAGCUGUUUCUCAGGAAUUCACUUUUCUUGAUGGCUUGCAGCAGCAUGAACUUCUGGUGCUUCCAGAGAGAGGGAGAGCGUGGGGUCCAAUGUACGUGGCUAAAUUAAAGAAAAUCUAGUCCACCUGGUGCCUGUUAGAUCUUUGUAAGGAAUAUAUGAUAAAUUAAUAUUGAUUUAGAGUACAGGAUGUGUAUAUGAACAUGUUCAAGGCAACUGAAUUUAGAGCAUUGCUGCCUAAUAAAAAGGAAGCUAGAUAUUUAACUUAUUUUGGCUUAAAAUACUCAAUGUGUCUUCUAAUUUGGACUUGUGGGCCUCUGUGAAGUCCUUAUGAAGUCAAGGGAGCUUUGUAUUAUUUUCAAGGUGGUGCUUUUAAAGGGAAUUUUAUUCUAGAAUAGGGCCUAAUGUGGUGGAGUUUCCCACUUUUUUGUUUGUUUUUUUUUUUUAUUUAUUAAUUCAGUUUUAACACAGUGUGUUUUUUUAAAUAAAUAGUUUCUAUGGUCUGAGGUCACAGAAAUCCUGCAUUCUCUCUGAACACAUCUAGAAAUUUGUGUUUCUGUGAGAACUGAUUUGUAUGUAGAAUCUGUCAUCUUAAAUGCUGACUAUUCCAAGCACUGGCAAAACAGGUUUCAUAUUUGCAAAGUUGUUUACUGUUUAAAAGCUGUCUUUUGUUUACAGUUGCAAAGGUCAGCAGCUAUAUGGACACCAGCUUUUUAUUUUUUUAUAUAUUUUUUAUAUGUUUGAACUUACAAAAAUACAAAUUGAAAGAGUAAAUUGCAUUGAAAUGUCCUUAAGAUUCAGAUGUGUUUUGUCUUGGUACUCAGUUUGUAACAUAAUGCAGCAUAUCUAGAGCACAUAUUUUAAACAGAAGCAGAAUGAUUAAUAACCACAAUAACAGCACAGUAUUCAGAGGGUUUUGUUACAUAAUUACAGUCCUAAAGUGCAAAGCAGGCAAUCUGGAAAAGUGGUUUAUCCACCCAGGUAAGAAAUGUUAUGUGAAUUCAUGAUGUCCUGUCUGUGGUGUGUAAGACCAGGUGAGAACAUGGACUGAUGGUGUUUAUGUUUUUCCUCCAUAAAUAUAUAGACAGAUGUGUACAUGCAGACUGUGUUUUUGUUUUCCUGUGUGUUACCUGUAAAAACUUCUGAUCCAGCAGUGCUUGAAUUAUGCUCUUGAGUGGAUCA